GUUUUAUGCCACUUCUUUUUCUGUCUCUUUUUGUCCACCAAACUUUUGACGUUGUGCGUGAAUGCACAUAGAUUUUACACACUGACUGUGAACAAUCAACAAACAUCUUUUGCAACAUCGCGGGAUGAUUCACCCUUCUUGAAGAAGUUUAAUAAUCCUCUCGUGUUGGAGCCGUGAUUCGUGUCAAUCCACCUGCCGCAACAGCUCUCCAAGGCUCCAAAUGUGUCUCCCAUCCAGAGCUUGUUUACUCGCUCAGACUCCAGCACUGACUGGCCUGCAUGGAAUGAUGCAAUUAAGGUUCCCGCCGAGGCGCAAUCUGUCAUUAGACGGCGUGCUGAGACUCCGCCCACAGAGAGCAGAGAGAGCGACAGCGACUUGGCAGGAAGUUGGAGAUGGAGCGCUUGGACCCCCCUGGUGUCUCCUUGGGGGUCAAACAUUCAGAGUCUUGGUGGGAUGACUCAUCUACUUUGCUCAGGUGAGCUCACCUGCAACAGCCUACAAUUACACCGUGACACCCCCCAACCUCCUGACGGAUGACGCCUGCAGACUUGACGUGUCGGCUCUCAAGCUUCUUUCUACUCCAGAAGAAAAUGAGCGGCUUCAGGCGGCGAGUCUUGGCGGCGAUGCUGCAGCUCGUUACCAUCUCACUGGCUCGUCAUCCGCUGAGUGAGGCUGACGACCACGUGGCAGCGCCACCUCCUUUGGGUGGAGCCCAGCCGGGGCUGUGCGGCUACGGGCACACCGCUUCUUGUUGUCCGGGAUGGAGGAAUGUGAGCGGACUUUGUCAGCCACUUUGCAGGCAGUCUUGUGUGAAAGGACAAUGUGUGGGACCUGACAGGUGUUUAUGCCACGCGGGCUACCAAGGGCCACGUUGUGACCAAGAUGCGAACGAGUGCGGUUUGUCGGCGCGACCGUGCUCCCAGCGCUGCAUGAACACGCACGGUAGCUAUCGCUGUUUCUGUGAGCCUGGACACGCGCUGGGUGUGGACGGACACGACUGCACCGGACACGUCACAUGUGCCUCCCUGCGAUGCCAGUUUGGUUGCCACAUGGAUGGACGACGAGGAAUGGUGCACUGCCUUUGUCCCCCCGGUCUCCACCUGGCCCCGGACAACAGAACCUGUGAAGACGUGGACGAGUGCCGGCGUCACGCCAGCGUGUGCCCACCUCGCUGGACGUGCAGGAACACAUUCGGCAGCUUUGUGUGCGUGUGCCGGGACGGCUCGGUGAUGGGCACGCUGCAGGGCUCGGUGCAAUGCAGAGACAAGGACGAGUGCGUGACGGGUGCCCACGGGUGCAGCCGCCACGCUCGCUGCAUCAACACAGAUGGUUCGUACACCUGUCAGUGUCUGAAGGCCUACGCGGGCAACGGCCGCACCUGCUGGGCCAGGAGAGCCGCCCAGUCCCCUAAGCCGGCAAAGUACUUCAAUUACAAACUAUCCAAAAGAACGGGGACUAGGAGACCCUCUAGACCAGAGGUGGGCAAUUCAUUUUUACCGGGGGCCGCAUGAGCAACCCGAGCACUGCUGGAGGGCCACACCGACAAUAUUUCAAUUCAAUUUUGCUCAAAUUAUUUUUGAUAUA
Molecule: messenger RNA, 1584 nt
Organism: Entelurus aequoreus (snake pipefish)
Lineage: Eukaryota; Metazoa; Chordata; Actinopteri; Syngnathiformes; Syngnathidae
Product: nephronectin
Exons: 12
Coding region: 534-1511 (325 amino acids)
Molecular function (GO): calcium ion binding
Source: RefSeq, a predicted model, not a curated record